Molecule: messenger RNA, 1353 nt
Organism: Dufourea novaeangliae
Lineage: Eukaryota; Metazoa; Arthropoda; Insecta; Hymenoptera; Halictidae
Gene: Rcd-1
Product: cell differentiation protein RCD1 homolog
Biological process (GO): negative regulation of translation; mRNA catabolic process
Cellular component (GO): P-body; CCR4-NOT complex; CCR4-NOT core complex
Source: RefSeq, a predicted model, not a curated record
AUGAGUUCGCAGCAAAGUCCAGCUGCGCUCCAAUCAACGGUGGAUCGCGAGAAGGUGUACACGUGGAUAACCGAAUUGUCAAAUCCUGAGACGAGAGAGAACGCGCUGAUGGAGCUGAGCAAGAAACGCGAAGUCGUACCCGACCUGGCUCCGAUGCUGUGGCAUUCGUUCGGUACGUCAGCCUCGUUGCUUCAAGAAAUUAUAAGUAUUUAUCCGGCGAUUAAUCCGGCCACGCUGACAGCAUAUCAGAGCAACCGCGUAUGCAACGCGUUAGCGUUGUUACAGUGCGUCGCCAGUCAUCCCGAAACUAGAUCAGCCUUUUUACAGGCACACAUACCCCUUUUCUUGUAUCCGUUUCUACAUACGAUAAGCAAGACACGCCCGUUCGAGUAUCUCCGGUUGACCAGCUUGGGCGUGAUAGGGGCGUUAGUCAAGACCGACGAGCAGGAAGUGAUCACGUUCCUGCUCACCACCGAAAUUAUUCCGCUUUGUCUGCGUAUCAUGGAGAGCGGUUCUGAGCUGAGCAACACACUUGCCACGUAAUUGCUGGAUGACAGUGGUUUGUCGUACAUAUGUCAGACGUAUGAUAGAUUCAGUCAUGUUGCGAUGAUUUUGGGGAAAAUGGUACUGUCCUUGGCCAAAGAUCCUUCCGCGAGGCUUUUAAAACACGUGGUUAGGUGUUACUUGAGACUUUCGGAUAACCCGAGGGCAUUGCUGGCUCUCAGGCAAUGCUUGCCGGAUCAGCUGAGAGAUAAUACUUUCGCGACCUGCCUGCAAGAGGAUGCGUCGACCAAACACUGGUUGAAUCAACUUCUAAGGAAUCUGGAGACCGGCCCUCAACCGGUACCCCCAGCGCAGCCGGGCCAGCAGGAUCCCCGAACGAUCGGCAUGUCGCCACUCGCGUCUUAACGGAUCCACUCUCGUUUGUGCGAUAACCCGUUUUCAACGAAUUUCCUCGAGGACUCGGUAGUGCGGUUGCCUUCUCCUUUUCUACGCGCUCGCGAGUGUCGCUUCCGGCUUCUCUAGUCGCGAAUGGUCAUAAAACGAAUACGCGUCGCUGUUCGGUGCGAAGGUACAGAGCGUUAAAAUUGUCGCUGACAGGGUGCAAUCCGCCGAAGGGAUAGGAGUUAUUGAUCGCGAGCGAUACGGAACCAUACUCGCGGUGCAUGUCUGUCCAUGAGACAAGGCGCUCUUAGAUACGUGUGGGUUGCACGUCCGUUGAUCCACUGAUCGGAUCAAAUAGUUUUUCGUCCUUUUGAACGUGAACGAGAAACAUUGAAAAUUCUCCGUGGUACAGGGACGAAAUUCUCUUUCGAUGAAACGAAUACAGACGUAACGAAGAAUGUUGAGCAA